Messenger RNA from Quercus robur (English oak), 1674 nucleotides. RefSeq names its product remorin 1.4. Bases 632 to 1528 code for a protein of 298 amino acids. The transcript has 6 exons. The record is from RefSeq and is a predicted model, not a curated record. Lineage: Eukaryota; Viridiplantae; Streptophyta; Magnoliopsida; Fagales; Fagaceae.
UCAUAUAUUACCGGCUUUCCACAUUGAAAGUAAAGCAUCAAGGGAAAGAAAGAAUACUUUUCUUCAUUCCAUUGAGAUUCAAAACCAAGCGUGACAGCAAAGCAUUCCCAACUUUGCUUGCCUACCCUGCACUAACGGCACAGCCUAAGACCAACCUUCACAAGCAUCUCUAUCUUUUAGCAUGCUUCUCCUUCAAAUAAACCCCAAAGCCAUGGAUUGCAAAUCAUCUCUGAAGCAGAAGUUCCAGAACAGGCUUUGUCUUAAACCAUGGAUUCUUUGGUCAAACAACUAAGUAAGCUUAUUUGCUUAAAGGUAAAAUAAAAGGUGACUUUAAACAAAUAAACCAGUUUGUUUAUCGGAAGCCAGGUUAUUUGCUCAAAGUCACCUUUAUCUCAUUUUUAAACAAAUAAGCUAGCCAAAUGCACAUAAUUCUCAUUAGUUGUGUAGGUUGAAAAGCUUCAAAUGUAAAUAAGUAACCACUUCUAUUAGGGGGAGAUUUUCUGGCAUACAACGCCAAAAUACAGAAGAGGCUGGCAGCAUCAGGGAUGGAAGAAUACCACUUCAACAGACUCAGAGUUUCAAAGAGAAGAAGAAAUCCCAGAACUGGUUCCAGAGACAGUUCAAUAGGCAAAUGAGUCAGGAUUAUGAUUCAAGCAAAAUAAUAGAGCAUGCAACCGCAGUGGCAGCUGCUACAUAUGCCAUCGCCACACUUGAAGAACCAGGCAUCCCGGAUCAGAAAAAGACGAGUGAACGCCCUGAAACCUCUUUUAUCAGAAGUAAGAGCAAAAAGGAGGAUACAACACGUUCAGCGCUAGAACCUGGUAGAGCAUCCAAGCGAUUCUCAGGUGAAACUUCAAUGAGACUUCCUGAAGGCAAAGAUACCAAGGUGCCAGAAACUGCUGCAGCAACUGGAAAGACACCCCAAAAACAAAAGUCCAUAGGGCCUGCGCCUUCAAUGAAAAAGACUCCAACUUUUGCUGAGCACUUGAAAAAAACUGACAGUAUACAACCUGAAAGUGCAGCACCAAAACCUGAUCUGCCUGCCACCAUUAAUCUAGAAAUGCCACCAACUGAAACUCAAAGGCAGAGUUCAAUGAGAGCUGAAAUCCCACCAACUGAAACUCGAAGGCAGAGUUCAAUGAGAGCUGAAAUCCCACCAACUGACUCCGAAGGCCAGAGUCCAAUGAGAUUUAGAGCAGAAGAAACAGAAGCAGAAGUUUGGGAGAAAGCUGAGUUGGCUAAGAUCAAAGAACGGCACGAGAAGAUGAAUUCCACAAUACUUUCCUGGGAGGAAAAGAAGAAAGCAAAAGCCAGACGCCGACUAGAUAAGACAGAGAGUGAAGUGGAACGAAGAAGACUUAAAGCUUUAGAAAAAUUUGGCACUGAGAUGGAACAUAUUAACCAGGUUUCAAGAGGAGCAAAAACGCAGGCAGAAGAAAGGCGAAAGAAUGAAGAGUUAAAGGCAAAAGAAAAGGCAAACAUAAUUAGAACUACAGGGAAAGUUCCUAAGACAUGUCUCUGCUUAUGAAUUUAACCAGUUUACCUGGUUUUUCAGGGACAAAGGCAGUCUUUGAAGUUCAACAAAUGUAAUUAUUUAUUUCAUAAUUCCUUAACUAACUCAAAGUGUAAAUUGUAAUACACUGGAAACUUCUUUAUAAGAUUUGUCAUUCCAUA